Phoenix dactylifera (date palm) is the source of this 588-nucleotide messenger RNA. The record is from RefSeq and is a predicted model, not a curated record. NCBI's taxonomy places the organism in Eukaryota, Viridiplantae, Streptophyta, Magnoliopsida, Arecales, Arecaceae.
UUAUCGAUGGUGUUAAAUUUCAGGAAUUCUUUAUUUGGUUAAUGUUUGGUUGAAAAGUUCAAUUUUAUUGCGCAUUUGAUGAGGAACUGAGAUUGAUGUUUGGAAUUUUGAUUGGCAUCCUGCAGACUUAUCUGGGAAUUCAGAUUUUUCGGUUCUACUUCAAAUGCACCAGAUGCUCGGCUGAAAUUGCAUUCAAAACAGAUCCUCAGAAUUCGGACUAUGUUGUUGAAUCGGGAGCAUCCCGAAAUUUUGAGCCUUGGCGGGAAGAGGACGAAGCAGUAGAAAAAGAGAAGAAGAAAAGAGCUGCUGAAGAGAUGGGGGAUGCGAUGAAGUCACUGGAAAACAGAGCAGUGGAUUCAAAGAGAGAUAUGGACAUACUUGCAGCACUAGAAGAAAUGAGGUCUAUGAAGGUUCCUGAUACUUCAACAGCUCGCAGAGAUGAUGAUGGGGCUGAAUGCGGUCCCUGAUAUUUUUUAGACUGUUAUUUAAUGAGUUUUAUAUGUAUCUUUCUUAUAUUUUUCAAAAUACAUUGUAAUUCUAAACUUAUGUAAAUUUAAUCUUAUAUGACAAUAUGAAUGUUUCGAAUGA